Molecule: messenger RNA, 889 nt
Organism: Rhincodon typus (whale shark)
Lineage: Eukaryota; Metazoa; Chordata; Chondrichthyes; Orectolobiformes; Rhincodontidae
Product: histone-lysine N-methyltransferase MECOM-like
Exons: 3
Coding region: 116-889 (257 amino acids)
Source: RefSeq, a predicted model, not a curated record
ACUGACAAUGCGGGAGAGAUAGCGAGUCCGGAUUGAGAAAGAGAGAGAGAGAGAGAGAAAGAGGAAGAGAGAGAGAGAGAGAUCGAGAAUCCCCAGCAGCGCCGGAUACAGCACCAUGAGAUCCAAAGGCAGGGCUCGCAAACUGGCCACAAGUGAUGACAGCCUGUAUGAUGGGUAUUCUGCUAUUCUACCAGUAGAGGAGCCUAAUGCUGAUGAUGAGACAGGGCCUCUGUCCCUCAGUGCACAUGAUCUUUCCUCACCUGCCACAUCUAAUGAAGAUUUUACACCUAAGGAGGGCUCUCCCUACAAAGCUCCCAUCUACAUUCCUGACGAUAUUCCCAUCCCACCAGAAUUUGAACUCCGUGAGUCAAGCAUUCCAGGUGCUGGGUUAGGAAUAUGGACUAAGAGAAAGCUGGAAGCCGGUGAAAAACUUGGCCCUUAUGUUGGGGAAGAGCUAUCGAACUUGAAGGAUCCUUCUCAUGGCUGGGAAGUAAGCACGUAUUUUAAUUUCUCUGUGUUUCAGAUGCCUAUACAUGUUUGGAGUGGCUUGUGCACAGACCCCAGUGGGCACAGUAGCACAGACCCCAGUGGGCCCAGUAGCACAGACCAGAGUGGACCCAGUAGCACAGACCCCAGUGGGCCCGGCAGCAAAAACCCCAAUGGGCCCAGUAGCACAGACCCCAGUGGGCCCAGCAGUGUGGAUCGAGUGGGCCCGGCAGUGUGGAUCGAGUGGGCCCGGCAGUGUGGAUCGAGUGGGCCCGGCAGUGAGAAUAGAGUGGGCCUGGCAGUGUGGAUAGAGUGGGCCCAGAAGUGUGAACUCAAGGUGGCAUUGUCAGAGGUGAGUGGCUUCUGCAUCAAUGAGGCAGUCCUCAUGCCGGCUUAUGGCUAA